Tetrahymena thermophila SB210 is the source of this 1974-nucleotide messenger RNA. RefSeq names its product kinase domain protein. The transcript has a single exon. The record is from RefSeq and is a predicted model, not a curated record. Gene Ontology annotation, cellular component: cytosol. Gene Ontology annotation, molecular function: eukaryotic translation initiation factor 2alpha kinase activity; ATP binding. Lineage: Eukaryota; Ciliophora; Oligohymenophorea; Hymenostomatida; Tetrahymenidae. Gene Ontology annotation, biological process: protein phosphorylation.
AAUUUUUGCGAUAUAUUUAAAAAAUCAAAGUAAAUUAAAAAUAAAUCAUUUAUUAUUGUCAGUCAUAUGGGUUGUGUAUCAUCAUAGUAAAAAGAAGAAAACAAUUAAUUUAAGCCAAUAUGUGAGAAGUAUCACAUUUAAUACAAGUCAUUCAAGGGAUAAAGCGAUUAUAUAAAACAGAAAGGAUAUCAAAUAGAGCAGAUGAUUGGAACUAAUUUUGGAGAUUGUAUUGUUUCAGUCAAAGAUUCUUAGAAUUAAGUUUAUGCUAUUAAGAUUAUUAAUUAUGAAUCUUUUUAGGUAUUAGAUGACACCUAGUAAGCAAAAAGUACUUACGAUAGCUAUAAAGAAAAUAAAUACAUCCUUCAGACUGAGCGAUACUUGGUUAAUAAAUAGAUUAAAUCGAUAUUUGCUGUGAGAGAAUUAUGUGAUUGCUCUCUUAGGGAUUUUAUUAAUGCUAAUACUUUGGCAAAAAAUUAAAUUUUUGCAAUCACAAAAUAGCUCCUUGAAGGUCUGAUUAGCAUAAGAAAAGCAAGAAAUAAUUAGCAAAUUAAUACAAAUAUCAAGCCUGAGAAUAUUUUGUACAAAAAGAGUAACAAUGCUUUUCUUUUUUCAGAUUUGGAUUGUCCAAUUGAAGCACUAAUAUAAAACCAGCAAACUGUUUAGAUGAUAAAAUACACUACACUUAAAUAGAGUCAGAUAAGUCUUUAUUCUUCUCCUGAAGUCACAAGGAAUUAUGAAAACUUCUCGAAUAAAACUGAUUUGUUUUCUUUAGGUCUUUCUUUAGCUGAAUUAAUAAGAGGUAAAAAAUUCUUAAACCACCAAUUAUAGGAUAUAAGAGACAGAGAUUGUCUUAAGCGAUAUCUGCCAAAAAAUACUCAUUAUGAGGACUAUAUUGAUAAAAUUUUAAUCAACAUGGUCAAGGUCAAGCCUGAAGAUAGACUUGAUCCAUAGUCUUUGCUAGAUAUUUUACAAGAAAAAUUCCAAACCACCGAUUAAGAUUUGCUUUCAAUAAAAGAUAUGGAAACUCCUUAAUCGGUGUUCUAACUAAUAGAGCCUAAAUAGAAUUAUUAAGAAGUUUGGGUUACUAAAGAAGACCACACAAAACUUAAAAAAACAGAUAAAUACAUUAACAUAAAUCUAAGUAUGAGUAACUUUGACGACGAAAUGCUUGACAGUGUAACUCGCUCUUUAUCACAUUGUCAUGAUACUUUAAGACUGGAAAUAAACUGCUUUGCUAAUUAUGAUAUCACUGAUUUUGGUCUUUAAAAUUUGAUUGAAGUUAUUAACAAGUUUCAUAAUAUUUAAAAGCUAAAAUUGGAAUUCCCAUCAUGUGAGAAAAUAAAUGGUAGUGCUCUGAACUAUCUUGCAAAAGGUUUGAAAAAUUUAAAGCACUUAGAUCAUUUAAAUCUUAAGUUUGAUGAGUGCUAAAACUUGUAGGAAGACGUAUUAUUCCAACUAUCAGAAGGUAUUUAGAAUUGUACAAGCAUCACCAAGCUAUAUUUGAGCUUUCAAUAAUGUUAAAAGCUUACUAGCGAAGGACUUUAAAAAUUAGCAGAAUCUAUGAAAUAAUGCAAGAAUAUAAAAAAUGUAGUAUUAAAUUUCAAUAAAUGCAGCAAAAUUAGCGACAGUGGUUUGGUAAAUCUAGUGAAUACUCUGCAAGAAGCUAAAAGCUUGAAAAAGCUGUAUCUCUCUUUUUGCUCUACAUUAAUAGGAAACGAAAGCAUUAAAAAGUUGAGCGAAUUAUUUUAAAAGCAAAAGCAAUUAGAAUAGUUUUAGUUAGACAUCAAAGACACAAAGGCAGAUGAAGAUUUAUAAAUAUUGAAAUUAUUUGAAAAUAUGUAGUUGUGCAUAGACCUUGAAGAGAUCAAGUUAAAUUUUAAAAAAUUAAAUUUUGAAAAUCCUAAAAACAUAGUGCAACAAAUAAGUGGUUAUUAUAAGUAAAAUAAGUACAUGGAAUACGAGUUGCAAAUAUGA